CUACACUGCAACACACACCCCCCCCCCUUCGGGCAAAACCGUCGAGCACCUUGCCUGCUUAAGCCCCCGCGCCUCAAUCCCCGACCCCCCGUCGCUCGCUGCGCCCCAGCGAGAUGGUCUCCAUGGCGGCCGCGGCGGCGGCCGCGGGCGUGCUGCUGCCGUUCCCGUUCUACUACGCGCUGUGGACCCACCCGCAGCGGUGGGCGGACCUGUGCGGCCGCGGCGCCGACCCGUGCCGCCGCAUGGCGCAGGUCUCCCACGCCCUCAAGGCGCUGCAGCUCCUGGCCCUCGCCUCCGUGGCCUCCUUCUCCUGGCCCCCGCCGCUCUACUGCCCCGUCCUCCUCACCGUCGGCCAGUACCUCAACUUCAAGGUGUACCAGCUGCUUGGUGAGUCUGGCACCUACUACGGCGUUCGAUUCGGGAAGAAGAUCCCGUGGGUCACAGAGUUUCCCUUUGGCUACAUCAAGGACCCCCAGUAUGUCGGGAGCAUGCUCAGCCUCGUCGCACUCCUGUGCUGGGUCCCGCUCCAGUACGUGCUGCUGUGGUGUCUUGGUUACGUUUUCAUGAUGUGGGUCGAGCAAAAGGAAGACCCUGCCACCCGUGCGAAGCCGCUCUCCUGAUCGCUUGGCUGUCGCAGCUGAUAGUUCCCUACAGGGCGCCCCAGUGAGGCACUGAGGCAGUGACAGUGCCUGAAUCUUCGUUUACAAAGUCUGGUGUAUGGUUUCUGUUGAAGCGAUGUGCAGUCACUUUCUAUACCUUGUAUCAAAAUUACUGUGGCACCCUGAUCUGUUCUUGAGUGAUUCAUGUCAAGGAAUAUGGUUACAGACU
Messenger RNA from Panicum hallii, 828 nucleotides. RefSeq names its product phosphatidyl-N-methylethanolamine N-methyltransferase. Gene Ontology annotation, molecular function: S-adenosylmethionine-dependent methyltransferase activity. The record is from RefSeq and is a predicted model, not a curated record. Gene Ontology annotation, biological process: phosphatidylcholine biosynthetic process. The transcript is spliced from 2 exons. Bases 114 to 620 code for a protein of 168 amino acids. NCBI's taxonomy places the organism in Eukaryota, Viridiplantae, Streptophyta, Magnoliopsida, Poales, Poaceae.